AUGAUUAACUUUCAGGAAUGUUAUCAAUUAAAAAAUAACCGAUUACAUAGAUCUUACAGAAAUGGAAGUGGAAUACCAUCUGACGGUUAUGUUCUAUUUGUUGAUGCUAUAAAUACAAUUACCUGUUAUGGUGGUGCAGCAGCAUAUGCAUCAUCAUGUUUAAUGGAUGAGGAAACAGAUAGGCCAAUUCUUGGAUUUAUAAAUGUUUGCCCAGGAAAUAUGGGAGUCCAUUAUCCUGAAGAUAGAAUAUCAAUUGGAGUUUUCCUACAUGAAAUUGGUCAUGCACUUGGAUUUUCAUCAUCCAGCUUCCCUUUUAUGCGCUUUCCAAAUGGGACAGCUCGAACUCCCAGGGACGAAACACGUAAGCCAAAGUACAAAGAUAAAUAUGGACAUUAUAUUCCGAGCCACAGGAAAAUUAUCCCAUUCUGUGACAAUGUCAAUGAAGCAAGAUGUCGGGAUGCAUUCUCAUAUGGAAGAUGUAUUAUUGUGAGGUAUGGAACCCCAGUUCCUAAAGAAGAUCGGUUCUUCUCCAAAGCCCCAUUUGACACUGAAUAUCCUCCUGAAUAUUUCGGUGGGAAUGAUCCAUUUACAGACUAUUGUCCAACAAUGGCUGUAAGUUGA
This is a messenger RNA of Schistosoma bovis, 621 nucleotides long. NCBI's taxonomy places the organism in Eukaryota, Metazoa, Platyhelminthes, Trematoda, Strigeidida, Schistosomatidae. The record is from the annotation of a GenBank genome assembly.